This is a messenger RNA of Medioppia subpectinata, 369 nucleotides long. NCBI's taxonomy places the organism in Eukaryota, Metazoa, Arthropoda, Arachnida, Sarcoptiformes, Oppiidae. The record is from the annotation of a GenBank genome assembly.
AUGGCUACAAUGAACGCAAACGUGAGAUCCGUUGGCGUCAAAGACGUGGAUCAGUCGGAGUUCGUCGUAGCGUUGGCCGCUUUCCUCAAGAAGUCGGGCAAACUGAAAGUCCCCGAAUGGGUAGAUCUGGUGAAGACCGGUGUCUUCAAAGAGUUGGCGCCGUAUGACGAGGACUGGUUUUACAUCAGAUCCGCGUCUAUCGCACGACAUCUAUACCUGAGAGCGCCCGUCGGUGUCGGCUCUUUGACCAAAAUAUACGGCGGAAGGCAUCGAAAGGGUGUCCGUCCGUCCCAUUAUUGCCGGAGCGGCACGAAUAUCGCCCGCAAAGCUCUCCAGGCGUUAGAAGGUAUUUGUUUGAUAGCGAAUGAC